Messenger RNA from Dibothriocephalus latus, 312 nucleotides. The record is from the annotation of a GenBank genome assembly. NCBI's taxonomy places the organism in Eukaryota, Metazoa, Platyhelminthes, Cestoda, Diphyllobothriidea, Diphyllobothriidae.
AUGACUAUUGGUCCCGCCAAAAUGCCUUCGUUUUGGUUAGUUUGCGCAUGCGCAAUUUCUGAAAGUGAACUUUUUGAGGAUUCUGAUGAGGAGGAUGUUGACGAGGUGGAUGUCGACGAGGUGGAUGUUGACGAGCUGGAUGUUAACGAAGUGGAUGUUGACGAGGUGGAUGUUGACGAGGUGGAUUCUGUCGAAGUGGAUUCUGUUGUUGAGGACUCGGAAUCAGAUUCGUCUUCAAUGAACGAAUUACUGCUCUCUUCUCCGGAUAGACUGCUGAAGAAUAGACUGAGUAGCCCGGCAAUCCAUAGCUGA